GUCAUGAGUGUAAUAUAAAGGCAUGCUGAUUGCUUUUCGCGCUGUCUGCCGCCUUAAGAAUCGCUCUAUAUCGCUGAAGACAGUCCGUUCCUCUCAGUCCCUCAGCUUUUCCACUACAGGAAUAAUGACAUCAAGACACAAGAAUGCAAAACGCAUCGAGGGGAUUGAUGCCAAUGUAUGGGUUGAAUUCACGAUGUUGGCCGCAGACCCCUCGGUGGUCAAUGUGGGUCAGGGAUUCCCAGACAUCUCUCCUCCUUCCUAUGUAAAAGAAGGUCUGGUGCAGGCAGUGUCGGUGGAUAAGCUGAAUCAGUACACCCGCGGCUUUGGUCACCCGUUGCUGGUUGAGGCUCUUUCUCAGGUUUACGGUAAAGUCACCGGAAGGCAAAUUAGUCCAACUAAGGACAUCCUGGUGACAGUCGGAGCAUAUGGCUCCCUCUUCAGUGCUAUCCAGGGCCUGGUGGAUGAAGGUGAUGAAGUGAUAAUAAUCGAGCCGUUCUAUGACUGUUACGAGCCUAUGGUGAAGAUGGCCGGGGCCACUCCUGUCUACAUCCCACUCCGAUAUAAGGAAAGUAGCCGAGUGAUUGCAUCGAGCGGGGACUGGACGCUAGAUCCCGAAGAACUGGCCAGCAAAUUCAGUCCCAAAACAAAAGCCAUUAUCCUGAAUACACCCAACAACCCCAUAGGAAAGGUGUACACAAAGGAGGAGCUGCAGAUUAUCGCCGACCUGUGUAUUAAACACGACAUCCUCUGUAUCAGCGACGAGGUCUAUGAAUGGCUGGUCUAUUCUGGAAGCAAACACGUAAAAAUAGCAACGCUGCCGGGUAUGUGGGACAGAACGAUAACAAUAGGAAGUGCAGGGAAGGCGUACAGUGUAACAGGAUGGAAGCUUGGAUGGUCCAUCGGCCCGGCUCAUCUCAUCAGACAUUUGCAGACCGUCCAGCAGAACAGUCUCUAUACCUGUCCUACUCCAUUACAGGAAGCCUUGGCCCACGCUCUGUUUAAGGACCUAAAGCGGAUGGACGAGCCCGAAUGUUACUUCAACGAAUUACCCCGGGAGCUGGCGGUGAAACGUGACCGCAUGGCGUGCUUACUGCAGGAGGCCGGGCUGAAGCCAGUCAUCCCACAAGGAGGAUACUUCAUGGUCGCCGAUGUCUCUGCACUAGGUGUGGAUCUAUCUGAUGUGAAGAGCGAUGAAGCUUACGAUUACAAAUUUGUAAAGUGGAUGAUAAAAACAAAGAAACUAGCCGCUAUCCCCAUUACAGCGUUCUGUGGGCCCGAAACUAGGAAGCAAUUUGAACAAUACAUCCGAUUCUGUUUUAUCAAGCAAGACAAAACGUUAGACGCAGCCGAGAAGAUCCUGAAAAACUGGAAUCAUUGAAGCCUGUAUAAAAGUACAGUGGUCCCUCAAGUUACAAUAUUAAUUGGUUCCAGGACAACCAUUGUAUGUUGAAACCAUUGUAUGUUGAGACCAGAACUCUAUGGAAACCUGGUAGUUGGUUCUAAAGGCCCAAAAUGUCAUCCAAAAAUAGGAAAAAGUGAGGAUUAAAGAAAAAUAAGUAGAAAACUAAUACAGAUAAAGCAAGUCCGCACAUAUAAAAGUAAGAAAGAGCUGCUGGGAGCUGUAAUCACUGUCUAUGUCAGUCUUUCCGAAGCAGGGAGCCUCCAGCUGUUGCAAAACUACAACUCCCAGCAUGCCCGGACAGCCAAAGGCUGUCCGGGCAUGCUGGGAGUUGUAGUUUUGCAACAGCUGGAGGAACCCUGCUUGGGAAACACUGGUCUAUGUAGAGGACAGGAGCUUCUUCUGGGUCCUGUACAGUACAUGCAAUGUCCUAAAAAAAGUAACAUGGUGUCGCCCUCACCUGGUGUCCAAACGAGCCGGGUAACCCUGGAACAGUGUACAGAACAUGUAAUACCUCCCUGUACUGUAGGGGGCGCUACCAGACACCAGUCAGUGCAUGCACUUCAGUGAUACAGGUAAAGUGUACGGAACAUGUAAUACCUCCCUGUACUGUAGGGGGCGCUACCAGAAACCAGUCAGUGCAUACACUUCAGUGAUACAGGUAAAGUGUACGGAACAUGUAAUACCUCCCUGUACUGUAGGGGGCGCUACCAGACACCAGUCAGUGCAUACACUUCAGUAAUACAGGUAAAGAGUACAGAACAUGUAAUACCUCCCUGUACUGUAGGGGGCGCUACCAGACACCAGUCAGUGCAUACACUUCAGUAAUGCAGGUAAAGAGUAUACAGAACAUGUAAUACCUCCCUGUACUGUAGGGGGUUCUACCAGACACCAGUCAGUGCAUACGCUUCAGUAAUACAGGUGUUUUACCAGUGAAAUGUCCAUUCUGAUUGGUCAGUUCUUCCAGCUAUUGAUAUGUUUUGCAGAUCUGGACUGUCUGUACAUUGUAUGUUGAAUCUGGCUUCAAGUUACAAUGGUCCAGAAAAGACCAUAUGUACGUUGAAACUAUUGUAUGUUGAGGCCAUUGUAAGUUGAGGGAUCACUGUAAUAAUAUGUAGCUUUAUUCCUUGUAUAGAAAUAUUCUGAUGACCUGUAGCACCGGUUAAGGCCUUGUUCACAUUAUAAAUCGUCUUACAAGUCAUUACACUAAGCAUUCUAAGGAGGAACAAAUGUAACAGUAAUUCAUUUCUAUUGUCUUUAAUAAAUAUAUAAAUAAAGUUAUGCCUCUUUACAGUUGUAAGGAAGAUAACCCUUUGAAAUAACCUGAAUUUCUGCAUUGAUUACUAAAAAAAGUGAUUGUUCUUCCCAGAAAUAUUGAGGAACAUCUGCGCCGAAUGGUGCAGAAUUCCUCGUCAACCAUGGUGCAUAUCUUUUUUCAGCUAAAUGAAAUGUUUGGUAGAUGCUAAAGGGGGUUGUGCAAGUUAUUAAAUUAUUGAGGAUGUUGAGUAAACAUCCACAGGGCAGGAAAAAAAAAAAAAAAAAGAACCAUUGAAUUUAAAGUGUCCCAGAGAUGUCAAAAAUUUUGAUUGGUUGGGGUCUCAGUGCCGAGACCCCCACUAAACAUUAGAAGGAACAGGGUGAAGCGCACACUUAAAGGGGUACUCCGCCCCUAGACAUCUUAUCCCCUAGACAUCGCCCCUAGACAUCGCUUUGCACGUAAUGACGGACAAUACAGGGGCCGGAGCAUCGUUACGUCACGGCUCCGCCCCUCAUGACGUC
This is a messenger RNA of Hyla sarda, 3178 nucleotides long. RefSeq names its product kynurenine aminotransferase 3 (gene KYAT3). The coding region runs from base 23 to 1378 and encodes 451 amino acids. The record is from RefSeq and is a predicted model, not a curated record. Lineage: Eukaryota; Metazoa; Chordata; Amphibia; Anura; Hylidae. The transcript has 14 exons. Gene Ontology annotation, molecular function: L-kynurenine:2-oxoglutarate transaminase activity; pyridoxal phosphate binding. Gene Ontology annotation, cellular component: mitochondrion; cytoplasm. Gene Ontology annotation, biological process: biosynthetic process.